Molecule: messenger RNA, 1622 nt
Organism: Trichoplusia ni (cabbage looper)
Lineage: Eukaryota; Metazoa; Arthropoda; Insecta; Lepidoptera; Noctuidae
Gene: ZC3H3
Product: zinc finger CCCH domain-containing protein 3
Exons: 1
Coding region: 2-1351 (449 amino acids)
Cellular component (GO): nucleus
Molecular function (GO): metal ion binding
Source: RefSeq, a predicted model, not a curated record
AAUGGAACAUCAAACUAAAUCAAGUGUUUAUUCCCAUGACAGUGGUAGCAACAAAGUUUAUGUAAAUCGAAAUUUUAGUAAAGGCCAUCAAAAUAGCUCUACCUCCAAUUCUAUAAUGCAUGUAAAUCCAAAAUUCUCAUAUCUUAUAUCAAAUGCCCAGGGUAACACACAAACUAAAAACAAAAUCUAUGUUAAUCCUAAUUUCAUUAAACCUAGUAGUACUUCUGAGAUUAAUCCUAAUGCAUCAACAAGAACUAAAUCAACUAUUUAUAAUACACAAAAUGCAAUUUCUAUGACUUACCAGUCCCAUCAAAAGGCUUUAGAAAAUAAUACAAAUGCGGUACUUCAGGUACCACUUUCACGGUCUCGCUAUUGUUUAGUGAGACACACAGUAAAAAAUAAAGAUGUCGAACAGCCAAUGCCUUCUAAAGUAAAAAGUACGUUCAAGAUAAGCAAAUACAAAUCUGUACCAUGGAAUGAUGUAAAAAGAAAUCUAGAAGACGCCAAAACUGUUUCGAUAAAUGCCAUAAAUUUCUCCUCACACAUAAAUAAGAAUGUUAAUGAAUCAGCAGUACAGAAGUACACUUGCUUCUUGGCAUCCCCUAGAAGCGAAGUAUUAACAACCCCUGGACCUGAAAGAAUUGGAACUACAGUGUAUAAGUAUAAUAAUAAGAAGAUUAAUAAAACGAUAAUAAUAAGUCAAGCAAGAGUUAAAAAAGGUAAAGGAAAUUUAAAGAAAAAUAAUUUACCCUGUCCAUUAUUUCGAAAGUUUGGAAUUUGUUUAAGAAGUUUACGUGAUAAGUGCGAGUUUUUGCACGAUAAAAAGCAUGUCUCAAUUUGUCGAAAAUUCAUCAAGGGACUAUGCCAUGAUAAAAAUUGCCUUCUGUCUCAUGACUUGACCACUAAGAAAAUGCCUACAUGUUACUUUUAUUUGCAAGGGACCUGCACUAAAACAGAUUGUCCGUAUUUGCACGUCAAACUAAACGAAAAUACAAAAAUAUGUCCGGAUUUUAUCAAAGGAUAUUGUGAAAAAGGCAGUAAAUGUCUACUGCGCCAUAUCAAUAAUCACACACAAAAGGUGAAUAAAGGUAGUACGUCUUUGAUAAGAAAAUCUAAUCGAAAAGAAGAUAAAAUCACAUGGCAUGACAUAAAUGUUCGUGAAUCUGAUGCCCAGGACGUGAAUGUUGAAACCAGGAACAUAAAAAAUUAUACCUCUGUCGUAUGUGGUGAAAGUGCUCCUGAGUACAGAUACUAUCAAGAACAUAAAGUUGAUGAAAGUGCAAAAGAAUAUAAAAUUAUAAAACCAAUGAGAUGCAAGUUAGGUGAUUUGCCCUCAUUUAUUGAAUUAUAACACCUUAUUUUUAAAGCCUGUUCAGGUAAUAUAAAUGCUUUCGAACAAUGUUUUAGUUGUAUUUAGUUUAAGGUGAGAUGAUAUAUUUUAUGCUAACAUAGUAACCUUAGUUUACAGGAAUGUGUUGGUAAAUUGGAAUCAAAAUUACUACUAAUUUGAAUCUGCUAUUUAGUGGAGCUAUUCAUAUUAUAUUAUGGUUAUUUUUGUAUGACUUUUACAUAGAUGCACAUUAUAGAACUUGCAAACAAUAAAACUAUAUGAUUAUGACUGC